UAAUCUCUAACUUUAAUAAAAUUAAUUGCAAUUUAUUAUUAAAAAGUUGUUGUUGUUUCAGUAGAAAGAAUCGUAUCCUUGAUAAACAUAAUAAGCAAUUGAAAAGAGCAGAAAAAUCGCAAAUAUUGAGACCAAGGUUGUGCGUAUAGAAUUUGUAUCAACUUGCAAAUCAAUCGGAAUAAGCCUCGGAAGUGUAUCGCAUUGAAAGCGACAUAAAUGGCAUUGUCAAGGGAUGUUUAUAGGACAUCUCUACCGGAAAUCCGUUCACCAAUUAAAAGAAAAAAGGAUGUUUCAUGUAAAUCACGUUAUGGGCAGGUGCCAAAGAUGAAUGGUCAGUUGGAGCAAUUGGAAAAAUUGGAUCCCAAGAAGCCGUUUAAAGAGCAAGAAACUUUAUUUAUACAAAAACUACGGCAAUGUCGCGUCUUAUGCGAUUUCGAUAAUCCCGAUGCUGAUGUCGAGGGAAAACAAUACAAAUAUACGAUACUUCGAGACAUAAUGGAUUAUCUAAUACAAAUUCGGGAUACAUUAUCUGCAGCUAUACAUCAUGAAGUAAUCGGUAUGGUCUCUUGUAAUUUAUUCUAUACAUUGCCUUCAGUUGAACUUACGGAAGAUGAACGCGAAGAAGAUGGUUUAGUUGAAGAUGUUGCUUGGCUGCAUUUAAGCUUAGUAUACCAGGUGUUUCAUAUUUUUUUAUAUCAUUCCGGAUUUGUCCCGAUUAGCGCUCAAUAUUUAAUUAACAGGAGAUAUUUAUCGCAACUUUUGCAUCUAUUAUCUUCCGAAGAUAAACGGGAACGUGUUGCUGUAAGGAAAAUUUUAGUCGCGAUUUACAAUAAAUUCCCCGAUGUCCAACAAUUUUUAAGGAAAGAAAUAUGCUAUAUUUUUUUAAGCUUCAUAUCUGAAGGACGUUAUUGUAACGGUAUACCUCAGCUAUUACAAAUGAUGGUAGGAAUAAUUGACGGAUAUAAUAUAUCGAUUCAAGACGAAUAUUAUGAUAUUUUGGAGAUGGUGUUGCUACCUUUACAUAAAUGCAAGUAUUUCAUAUUAUAUUACAAGAAAUUGACAAAUUGCAUCAUAGAAUAUAUAAAAAAAUAUCCAUUUCUUCGCGAGUAUCUAAUAAAUAAUGUUUUAUCAUAUUGGCCGAAAACUUGUACGGAAAAGAAGAUAAUGUUCUUAGACGAAAUCGAAAUGAUACUUGAGCGUGUUCAUUCUCCAAAAACCAUUAAGAUCCAAGACAAUCUUUUUCAACGAUUAUUGGAAAGUUUAACCAGUCCGCAGUUUCAAGUUUCGAAGCGUGCUCUGUCAUUAUGGAAAAAUAAAGUCGUCCUCGAUUUGAUAUACAAAAGAAAUUUCUUCGAUUUACCUGAUUUAAUAUCAGCAUUAUAUCGCGCUGGUAAGAUGUGUUGGCAUUCGAAGACUCACAAUAUCAGCAUUUUAGAAUACUUGGUAGACUUAUUACAAUCUUUUUAUGAAUCAACUGUUAAACUACCACGCAAAGAUCGUAUAAAACUCUGGAAGAGAUGUAUACUAACCAGUCAAUGAAAGUAGCGAGCGCCUGAGCAAGAGCAACUCGCAAUGGAGCAGCAACAACUGCAAUAACAUCAACAAGGAUGAAAACCGAAUCAACAAGGAUAUGUGCAGCAGUUAAGUGAUUCAAAAGCAAUAAAAACAAGAGGAACAGAAAACAUGGGAAGAUUAACAAUAACUACAGCUAAAGUAACGAAAACAUUGACAACAGUCGAGCCAGUAACAGCAAUAAGCGAAACAAAUUU
Molecule: messenger RNA, 1769 nt
Organism: Glossina fuscipes
Lineage: Eukaryota; Metazoa; Arthropoda; Insecta; Diptera; Glossinidae
Product: serine/threonine-protein phosphatase 2A 56 kDa regulatory subunit epsilon isoform-like
Exons: 1
Coding region: 217-1539 (440 amino acids)
Biological process (GO): signal transduction; protein dephosphorylation
Cellular component (GO): nucleus; cytosol; protein phosphatase type 2A complex
Molecular function (GO): protein phosphatase activator activity
Source: RefSeq, a predicted model, not a curated record